Messenger RNA from Hydatigera taeniaeformis, 303 nucleotides. Lineage: Eukaryota; Metazoa; Platyhelminthes; Cestoda; Cyclophyllidea; Taeniidae. The record is from the annotation of a GenBank genome assembly.
AGGACAGAGCCUCCCUUUACACGAUACGCUACUGUCCCGGUAUCAACAUCAUCAUCGACGGCAGCAGCGACUGUGAUUCCGAGAAAGUGCAUGGACUAUAUUUUCUGUUCGGGUGCGAGUCUCCAUCCCCGGCAGGUUCUGAUGCCACCCUGUCGAGCUACCCUGGGAGUAGCACCCAACUCAGACCAGAUGCAAAGUCGUAUCUGCUCUGCAACUCCCUCUGCCACAGCUCAUGAGACCACUUUCUCAUUGGCCUCUAAAGUGGGCAUCGUAGCGGUUUCAGCAACUUCACCGAAUGCUUAG